AUGUCUUCAUCACGGCAAGGGCAACGCGUUGAGGACAUCUACGAGCAGCAGAACGACCAGCGGCUAGAUGAGCUACACUCGAAGAUCCGGACACUUAGAGGGAUAACCAACGACAUCCAUGACGAUGUAGAAUCCCAGAACCUGAUCCUCGACCAAUCUGUGAGCCUACCAGGCCCUCCUACAUGA
Messenger RNA from Coprinopsis cinerea okayama7#130, 186 nucleotides. RefSeq lists its product as hypothetical. Gene Ontology annotation, biological process: intra-Golgi vesicle-mediated transport. Lineage: Eukaryota; Fungi; Basidiomycota; Agaricomycetes; Agaricales; Psathyrellaceae. The record is from RefSeq and is a predicted model, not a curated record. Bases 1 to 186 code for a protein of 61 amino acids. The transcript has 2 exons.